UUUUUUGGAUGUUUUAAUUAAAGUCAGGAACAGACACAAUGAUGUGGUUCCAACCAUGGCGCAAGGGGUGAUUGAAUACAAGGAAAAAUAUGGCUUUGAUCCAUUUGUUAGCAGUAACAUCCAGUACUUUCUAGAUAGAUUCUACACCAACCGCAUCUCUUUCCGUAUGCUUAUUAACCAACACACACUUCUUUUUGGUGGAGAUAUUAAUCCUGCUCAUCCCAAACAUAUUGGAAGUAUUGAUCCUAAUUGUAAUGUGGCAGAAGUGGUUAAAGAUGCUUAUGAAACAGCUAAGAUGUUAUGUGAACAGUACUAUCUGGUGGCACCUGAUCUGGAAGUUGAAGAAUUCAAUGCUAAAGCUCCCAACAAGCCUAUUCAAGUUGUCUAUGUACCUUCUCAUUUGUUUCACAUGUUAUUUGAAUUAUUCAAGAAUUCAAUGAGGGCUACAGUGGAAUUGCAUGAAGGUAAGAGAGAAGGCUAUCCAUCGAUCAAAACCUUAGUCACUCUGGGGAAAGAAGAUCUAUCUAUUAAGAUAAGUGAUCAAGGUGGAGGUGUACCUUUAAGAAAAAUAGACAGAUUGUUUAACUACAUGUACUCAACGGCACCCAGGCCUAGUUUGGAGCCCUCAAGAGCUGUGCCUUUGGCUGGGUUUGGCUAUGGCUUGCCAAUUUCUCGUCUGUAUGCUAGGUACUUCCAAGGUGACCUUAAGCUCUACUCAAUGGAAGGCGUUGGUUCAGAUGCUGUAAUUUAUUUGAAGGCCCUUUCAAGUGAAUCAUUUGAAAGACUUCCUGUUUUUAAUAAAUCAGCAUGGCGACACUACAAGACCACACCUGAAGCAGAUGACUGGAGCAAUCCUAGCAGUGAACCAAGGGAUGCUUCUAAAUAUAAAGCUAAUCGAUAAUUUGCCACCUUUUGUCUCUGUUGGAGAUGACCUCUGCAUUCAGUAUAAAGUCUCUGCUUUGUUCCAAAAUCCUUCAAACCACAAUAGCUAAUUACUUCCAAACAAAGACCUAAUCAGGGCAUUGAAAAAUAGUAAGAACAAAGUGAUGAUUGGGACUUAAAGGAAGGCACUGAGCACGUUUGGUAUGUGAAUCCUGUCUACUUCACCAGAAUAUGCUUGGUUGCUUCAGUCAUGCAUUGACAAAAGGGAUUGCACUGUGAUUGCACUAAGGAGUACAAUGUUGUAACAGAAAGAUACUAUUUGAAAUGGCCAAUUUUUAUUCCAGUGUAAGGAUUGGCAAGAUGUGCAGAAUCCCUUUAAAUGGUGAAUAGUAUCUUGCACAGCAAUAUGGCAUAAGAGAAAAAUUCUAAUGUAGUUAAACAUAUGCUUUGAAAAUCCACUGUUUGCUGCAUUUUAUAUUGCCCAGUGUCACCUCUUACAGAAAAUCCCUUUGAGCUCUUCAGAUUUUGUAUCUAAUGAGCUUAUCAAUGCAUAGUACUAAAAAGGGUUGUGCAGCUUUAAACUGAUGCUUUCCCCAGAUUCUCAAACCCAUUUGUCAAGUGCAUACAAAAAUUAUGUUGUUUAUAAGACAUUGGGAUUUCCACUUCUUGGUAGGCACCUUAGUGAUUUUCUUGACAUGCAACCACAGAAAUGCAUUUCUAUACAUUUUUCCUUGUUUUCAGGAAAGAUCAUAAGUAGUUAGAUCAUUUCUCCAUACAAUAAAUUUGUCAGUAGAGGGGCAAGGGGUAAUUCAAUUUCAUGUUUAUUGCCUAUGAUUUUUGGGGGGUUGGGGAGGGGAGAGAAAUGCUGAAAGGCCAGACAGCCAGUCAUAUAAAUGAAUUUGCCUUAAGAGUGUUGGUUGCUUGGAACCUGAUUAGUUUAAGACCUGUAAAUAGUUUGCAAAGUUAUUUAUAUAUUCAAUGUCUGACUAUAGUCCGGUAAUCUGAAUUUGUAGUGUAUAUAAAGACGUUGUACACCAGCUUUUGGAAAGUGUCUUUGGUCUAAAUCCGUGAAACUGGAAAUAUCAUAGAAA
This is a messenger RNA of Antrostomus carolinensis (chuck-will's-widow), 1973 nucleotides long. Its product is annotated as pyruvate dehydrogenase (acetyl-transferring) kinase isozyme 3, mitochondrial. The record is from RefSeq and is a predicted model, not a curated record. Gene Ontology annotation, molecular function: pyruvate dehydrogenase (acetyl-transferring) kinase activity. Gene Ontology annotation, cellular component: mitochondrion. The transcript has 8 exons. Gene Ontology annotation, biological process: regulation of glucose metabolic process; protein phosphorylation. NCBI's taxonomy places the organism in Eukaryota, Metazoa, Chordata, Aves, Caprimulgiformes, Caprimulgidae. The annotation marks the transcript as partial.